Messenger RNA from Esox lucius (northern pike), 2337 nucleotides. It is a transcript of the gene tuba2, whose product is annotated as tubulin, alpha 2. The record is from RefSeq and is a predicted model, not a curated record. The transcript is spliced from 4 exons. Gene Ontology annotation, biological process: mitotic cell cycle; microtubule cytoskeleton organization. NCBI's taxonomy places the organism in Eukaryota, Metazoa, Chordata, Actinopteri, Esociformes, Esocidae. Gene Ontology annotation, molecular function: GTP binding; structural constituent of cytoskeleton. The coding region runs from base 109 to 1464 and encodes 451 amino acids. Gene Ontology annotation, cellular component: cytoplasm; microtubule.
UCCUCCUUCUCCCCGCAGUGCCCAGCGCCUUCUACUGCUUGUGUCUAGAAGAGAACAGUGUUCAUCUAUUCGGCGACUCUAUCAUCCUUUCCUCAUAAAGGAAUCAAAAUGCGUGAGUGUAUCUCAGUCCACGUGGGUCAGGCUGGAGUCCAGAUGGGCAAUGCAUGCUGGGAGCUGUAUUGUCUGGAGCAUGGUAUCCAGCCGGAUGGUCAGAUGCCCAGUGACAAGACCAUUGGCGGAGGAGAUGACUCUUUCAACACCUUCUUCAGUGAGACUGGAGCUGGCAAGCAUGUCCCCAGGGCUGUGUUUGUAGAUCUGGAGCCCACUGUCAUUGAUGAGGUGCGUACAGGAACUUACCGCCAGCUCUUCCAUCCUGAGCAGCUGAUCACUGGGAAGGAGGAUGCAGCCAACAACUACGCACGUGGACAUUAUACCAUCGGCAAAGAGAUCAUCGACUUGGUUUUAGACAGGAUUCGCAAACUGGCUGACCAGUGCACCGGGCUUCAAGGCUUCUUGGUUUUCCACAGCUUUGGAGGUGGUACAGGUUCUGGUUUCACUUCCUUGUUGAUGGAACGCCUAUCUGUCGACUACGGCAAGAAGUCCAAGCUUGAGUUCUCCAUCUACCCAGCUCCCCAGGUGUCCACAGCUGUUGUUGAGCCCUACAACUCCAUCCUGACCACCCACACCACCCUGGAGCAUUCUGAUUGUGCUUUCAUGGUGGACAAUGAGGCCAUCUAUGACAUCUGCCGUAGGAAUCUUGAUAUCGAGCGUCCUUCCUACACUAAUCUUAACAGGUUGAUUGGCCAGAUUGUUUCCUCCAUCACUGCUUCCCUCCGAUUUGAUGGUGCCCUCAAUGUUGAUCUGACAGAGUUCCAGACCAACUUGGUGCCCUACCCCCGUAUCCACUUCCCCCUGGCCACAUAUGCCCCAGUGAUCUCUGCAGAGAGGGCUUACCAUGAGCAGCUUUCAGUGUCAGAGAUCACCAAUGCUUGUUUUGAGCCAGCUAAUCAGAUGGUGAAAUGUGACCCACGUCACGGCAAGUACAUGGCCUGCUGUCUCCUGUAUCGUGGUGACGUCGUGCCCAAAGACGUUAAUGCUGCCAUUGCCACCAUCAAAACAAAACGCUCCAUCCAGUUUGUAGAUUGGUGCCCGACUGGUUUUAAGGUUGGCAUUAACUACCAGCCCCCAACUGUGGUACCUGGUGGAGAUCUGGCCAAGGUCCAGAGGGCAGUUUGCAUGCUGAGCAACACCACUGCUAUUGCAGAGGCCUGGGCUCGUCUUGACCACAAGUUUGACCUGAUGUACGCCAAACGGGCUUUCGUGCACUGGUAUGUAGGUGAGGGUAUGGAGGAGGGAGAGUUCUCUGAGGCCAGGGAAGACAUGGCUGCCCUGGAGAAAGAUUAUGAGGAGGUGGGCGUCGACUCCAUUGAGGGUGAGGGAGAGGAGGAGGGAGAGGAAUAUUAAAUAUUUCUUAACUGAGAAUGAUUUACAUUUUUUCCUCAAAUAUUCUGCCUUGAUCAACCAGUAUCAUAAAGGAUGUUAAGGUGUGGUCCACUGUUAUGGACUGUUAUGGUGAGAGCCCAAUAAAAGAAUCGACAAUAAAGUUUAUUCUGUCUCUGUUAUUACAUCCUGUACCAAUGUUAUGAUCACACUCAGAUAAGUGACCCAAAUAAACGGAUAUCAGUAGGUUAACCUUGAUCAGCGAGGGAAAAAUAGCAUGUAAUAUUGGACCAUUUGGAUGCAACAGUGCUUAACGUUACAGCUAAUGGUGUAUAGUAGUUAAUGUUACUGCUCUCUGACACAGAAUGAUAAGCCAGGGCAAAACAUUAGUGACCCGUUAAUGCUAGCUGAGUUGCAGUCGAGACAGUUGAUUGCAUACUUGCCAACGGAGCUGUAUCACUAACGUGUCAUCGGGGGCACGUAAUGUGGCAGUCACUCAAAUUGCAGUAUGGCAGCAAACAAAGGAAAUUACCUGUAAUAUUGGUGCAAUGACUGGUUAGUACCCCAGCGGCAGUCUGCUAAGUGACUCAGCCACAUGGCCUGUAGUACUAUAGCUUAAACGAGCUAACGCUUUGUACUUCUGGUUAGAUGCUAGCAGGGUUUGGUUGUACUGUACUGUACUUGCUCAAUGACAAUAAAGUUGAAUCUAAUCUAACAAAGGCAAAUGGUAAUGACAGAUAAUAUAGUAAGGACAAUACCAUAUUUGAUUGCAAAGAGCAUCUCACUCCGUUUGCUGUUAACAGUGUAGUUACGGGCAGUGGCAUAUAACUUCCAGUCCAUGUCAUCACAAAUAUGAAUGUGUUGCAAACAUUUGUGGAAUUACGGGCAUGAAAAGCA